Drosophila persimilis is the source of this 1552-nucleotide messenger RNA. RefSeq names its product fatty acyl-CoA reductase wat. Gene Ontology annotation, molecular function: alcohol-forming very long-chain fatty acyl-CoA reductase (NADP+) activity. Gene Ontology annotation, cellular component: peroxisome. The record is from RefSeq and is a predicted model, not a curated record. The transcript is spliced from 5 exons. Gene Ontology annotation, biological process: long-chain fatty-acyl-CoA metabolic process. Lineage: Eukaryota; Metazoa; Arthropoda; Insecta; Diptera; Drosophilidae. Bases 16 to 1518 code for a protein of 500 amino acids.
AAGUCUCACAUCAAAAUGGAUUCCGAUAUCCAGGGAUUUUAUAAAGGCAAAACCAUUUUCCUAACUGGUGGAACAGGUUAUUUGGGAAAAAUUAUCAUUGAGAAAAUUUUGCGGUCAACGGAGGUGAAGCGCAUUUAUUCCAUGAUGAGACCCAAGCGAGGUGAGAGUAUUCGGGAACGCAUUGUCAAAUGGCAGAAAGAUGUGGUGUUCGAAGAGCUCUUAAAGUCCAAGCCCGGAGCCAUGCAGUGCGUUGUACCGAUCGCUGGAGAUUGUCUGGCACCAGACCUGGGCAUAAAUGCGGCGGACCGCAGGCUGCUGGCAUCUGAGGUGCAGAUCGUCAUUCACGGAGCAGCCACAGUUCGAUUCGAUGAGGCGUUGCACUUGGCCCUGGAUAUCAAUACCCGUGCCACGCGACUAAUGGUGCAGCUGGCCAAGCAGAUGGUGCACCUGCAGGCCUAUGUCCAUAUAUCCACAGCCUACUCGAACUGUGUGGUGACGCACGUCGAGGAGAAGUUCUACCCUGAGCACUUGAGCUGCAGUUCCGACAAGGUGCUGGACAUUCGCGAACAGCUAAGUGAUCAACUGAUCGACAGUAUGACCCCAGCUCUGCUCGGAUCGUAUCCCAACACCUACACAUACACAAAGGCUCUGGGGGAAGACUUGAUCCUGCGGGAAGCGGGCGACCUGCCCGUGUGCAUUUUUCGGCCGGCCAUUAUCGUGCCCACCUACAAGGAGCCCGUCGUUGGUUGGACUGACAAUCUGUACGGGCCCAUUGCCCUAAUCUUCGGCGGUGCUCGGGGAGUUCUGCGCAUAAUGUGCGUCAACACUAAGGCGCAUAUCGGCCUGGUGCCAGCUGAUUAUAGCGCCAACGCUGCAUUGGCCUGCGCAUGGAAAGCGGAUCAGAAUGCACAGAGCGGCACAGUGGAAGGAAAACCGACCAUAUACACGCUGGCACCCAGCGAUAACAACGUGAUUACCUUUGGGAGAUUUAUCGACUUAUCGUUUGCUUGUCGCGACAUUUUCCCACUCUCCAAGAUGGUGUGGUACCCGUUCAUUAAUUGCGUCUCGAAUCCAUGGCUCUUCGCCAUGGGUGCCUUUUUCUAUCAUAUCUUGCCUGGCUAUUUCAUGGAUCUGAUACUUCGUCUUAUGGGACGGAAGCCUCGGAUGGUGGACCUUUACCAGAAGAUUCACAAAAAUAUUGCGUUAUUGGGGCCGUUUACAAGGAGAACCUUUAUCUUCGAUACGAAGAACACGAACCGACUGCGAGAACUCAUGUCGGCUAAAGAUCGCAUCAUCUAUCAAUUCGACAUGGCGAGUUUGGAUUGGACUGACUAUUUCAACAAGGCCUUGCUUGGCGUACGACUGUAUUUGGCCAAGGAUCCCCACACUCCCGAGUCCAUAGCGCAGAGUCUGAAGCUGUUAAGGCGUCUUAAGAUCUUGCAUAACGUUUUGAAGGCUUCUCUGGCGUGCGGUGCUGGAGCAAUUCUGUGGUCGCUUUCCAGGCUUCUCAUUAACUAGAAAUCUGAAUUAAUAAAGAGUUAAAAGUCUCAAA